Molecule: messenger RNA, 357 nt
Organism: Prorocentrum cordatum
Lineage: Eukaryota; Dinophyceae; Prorocentrales; Prorocentraceae
Source: the annotation of a GenBank genome assembly
AUGGCGCAGUUCUUCAACGAUGUCUCUGCUGCGGGCCACGCCUUUUGCCCCCUCUCCGCGCGCUCUGGUGACGGCCGCGCCGGGCCUGCCGAGGGCCUCCCGAGGCGCACGCACAGCAUGCAGCAGCACGUCUGGGCCUCCACGGCCGGGGCCGUCCACAGCUCCAUCGGGCCGCCGGCGCCGCCGGCGCGGGCGCAGCCGGCGGAGGGCGGGCCGCGGGCGGAGGAUUUUGCCCCGGGCGAGGAGCUGGAGGUGUGGAGCAACUCGCAGCAGAGGUGGGUGCCGGCCACCGUGGUGAAGGUCCUGACCGGCAGGGACGAGUCGGUGACCGUGAACUUCGAGUCGGAGCAGGGGGGC